Molecule: messenger RNA, 1248 nt
Organism: Ahaetulla prasina
Lineage: Eukaryota; Metazoa; Chordata; Lepidosauria; Squamata; Colubridae
Gene: ADM
Product: adrenomedullin
Exons: 4
Coding region: 133-576 (147 amino acids)
Biological process (GO): positive regulation of heart rate; adrenomedullin receptor signaling pathway; adenylate cyclase-activating G protein-coupled receptor signaling pathway
Cellular component (GO): extracellular region
Molecular function (GO): hormone activity; adrenomedullin receptor binding
Source: RefSeq, a predicted model, not a curated record
CUUCAGUAGCGCAAGUGAGGUAGACGCAGAGCUGAGCAGCUGUUAGGGGGUUAUUAUUUUUUUUUUUUGGCGUUUACGUUACAGGAGGAUUUGUGGGAACCCUCGGUUGGAUUAUCCUCGUUAUAAGACAAGAUGAAAGCUGUUUCGCUUACCCUUCUCUACCUGGGUUCGGUGUUCUUCGGAGUAGAUGCAACCAAGCUGGAUAUUGCAUCAAACUUCAAAAGGAAGUGGACCACAAAGUUGCUGAGCCGAGUCAGGCGGGACCUGCCAGCUCAAGUGGCUGCUGAAAGCUUCCAUUGGAACCUGCCAAAGCAAGCGACUGAUCCAAGGGUGCAUUCUUUCAUCCGCACCCAGGAUGUGAAAGACAUCCUGCAACAGCCCAGCUUGGAGAGCAGACGCAUCCGUGUGAAGAGAGAACCGGCUUGCAAGUUGUCAAUAUGUGUCACUCAGGACUUAGUCAAGCGGCUCAACCAAUGGACUGACAGUUCCAAGGACCUCUCUGCUCCUCCCAAGAAGCUCACCAAAUCAGGCUAUGGGCGCAGGCGGCGCUCUUUUGCUUUCUUGGUCCAAGGGUAGGAGUUCACGGCCAGUUUGAUUGAGUUGGAGUCCACUUUGAUGCAAAUCUAUGUGCUCCCAAACUUGGAGAGGAUAAAAAGAGUUGCUGCAGCCCCCUGAUGGUGAAAAGGGGGAACGGGCAAAUGCCCUCCAAGGACUCAGGCUUUAGGCUACGGCAGGAACAGGUGACCAAAUUUUGCAUCCCUCCCUAAGUAUCUUGUGGAAUAAAGACUGGAUGGAAGCUGCAGAGGCACUCUUUCGUCAAGUUAGGUGGUGAUGGUGCUGCUGGUGGCUGGCUCUUCUCUACUUCGGGGUGACUGCCCUCCCUUUUCCCCCCACAUGGCAUGGAAUUGGCAGGUCCUUCUCUCAGGAGGGGCGUCUUGAUACUUGAAUGAUCUGGCCUGGCAAAGUGCAAUGGACUAUAUAAUGUGUGUGAGGCGAUUUCUGCCUGCGAAUCGAGUAAGGAUGAGUGAGCGAGUGAUUGCCGAUGAGAGAAAUCAAUCCUAUUUAAACAAGUGGUGUUCUGUUCUUGUAUUCUUUUUAAUGACAGAGAUAUUUUUAUAUUAUAUGUAUAGACAUAGAUUAUAUUGCUUAUGGGCAUUAUUUUUUUAAUUCCCAAAAUUUUGUUUCCAACUUUUAGUUUUCAUCGGUGGGAUCACCUGCUGUAAAACAGUUUUAGGGGAGGAAAAUUCU